UGUUCGAGUUUGUUAUUAAAUUUUUUUGUAAUUAUCGUAAUUAUAUUGCGGAUUUACUUAUUAUGAGCGAGUGUGUGACUGAGAUUAAUGCUUUGUCGUAUAAGGUGAAAAUGACGUUAAAAAUGCGUUUACCAAGUUAAAGGGUUUUAACCUCAAAAUGGAUCUCUUGAGGCCCCCUUGAAAAUUACCCUUAUCACUUUAAUUAGUUAAAAUAGUCACCGUACAAUGAUGGAAUACGAAUAUUCGGUAUUUCGUAAAGAGAUUGACUUGCACAACAAAUGUUGUGGUGGUAUGUUUUGGUGCAUUCGUGACAUUUGUGGUAUAAUUUGUGCUAUACUCACAUGGAUGCUAAUAUUGUAUGCUGAAUUUGUUGUAAUGACCGUUAUACUGUUCCCUAGCCCCCAUCAAAUAUAUAGUUUUAUAAACAUGGUAAUUUUUCAGUGUUGUGCAUUUCUAGCUUUUGCUUCUCAUUUGAGGACCAUGUUCACAGACCCGGGAGCGGUCCCCAAAGGUAAUGCUACUAAAGAGAUGAUAAAACAGAUGGGGUUCAGGGAAGGACAGGUCAUUUAUAAAUGCCCAAAAUGCUGCAGUAUUAAGCCCGAAAGAGCACAUCAUUGCAGCGUUUGCCAGAGGUGUAUUAGGAAAAUGGACCAUCACUGUCCGUGGGUGAACAACUGUGUUGGAGAGAACAAUCAAAAGUACUUCGUUUUAUUCACAUUCUACAUUGCAACUAUUAGCAUUCAUUCUCUGUUUCUUGCAAUCAACCAGUUUCUCACGUGUAUUCGUAACGAGUGGAAAGACUGUACAACGUAUUCACCUCCAGCCACUGUCGUGCUCUUACUCUUCCUCAUUUUCGAGGCUUUGCUGUUCGCAAUAUUCACCGUUGUGAUGUUAAGCACCCAGGUGCAGGCUAUUUGGUAUGACGAGACAGGCAUAGAGCAAUUGAAAAAGGAAGAGGCGCGGUGGGUGAAGAAAUCACGUUGGAAAAGCAUCCAGGCUGUCUUCGGACGUUUCUCUCUAGGAUGGUUUUCGCCCUUCGCAGGGCCCACAGCCAAAGCGAAAUAUGAAAACUAUCUUUAUUCUGUUUAGCGAAACAUUUCUAAUUCUUUUGUUUUAUUUGAUAAGCCUUAUUAUUCAGUAUUUGUAAUUUAUACUAUGCAUCCAUACUUAAAUACGUGCAUUAAUAAAUAAAACUUCGAUGUUUAUGUAAAUUAUUUUAAAGUAUCGGGUACUUAGGUAUUAUUGUGAAAUUAUUGAUUGUCCUGCACGGUUUGAUAACGAAAUAAUGCGAAAAUGACGAAUGACGUGAUGUCUUAUGUACGUGGCAUGUUUUUGACGAAAAUUUGUCGUCAUUUUUGGAUUUUUUGUGGCCGUGGAGGUCGCCUCGUGAUGAGA
This is a messenger RNA of Agrilus planipennis (emerald ash borer), 1395 nucleotides long. Its product is annotated as palmitoyltransferase ZDHHC3. Bases 226 to 1089 code for a protein of 287 amino acids. Lineage: Eukaryota; Metazoa; Arthropoda; Insecta; Coleoptera; Buprestidae. The record is from RefSeq and is a predicted model, not a curated record. Gene Ontology annotation, molecular function: protein-cysteine S-palmitoyltransferase activity. Gene Ontology annotation, cellular component: endoplasmic reticulum; Golgi apparatus. The transcript is spliced from 4 exons. Gene Ontology annotation, biological process: peptidyl-L-cysteine S-palmitoylation; protein targeting to membrane.